AUGCUCCGCACACCCGCUCGCGCACUCGCCGCCGUCGCAAAGGCAUCUGGCUCGGCCGCUGCCCGCCGUGCCCCCCGCACCGUCCUGUCAGCACGCCCCGCCCUCCCCGUGUCGCGCGUCGCUGCCGUCCCCCUCGUGCGCAGCUUCCAUGCCACUUCGUUCACUGCCGCCCCCGUCACCGUCAAGGUUCCCCAGAUGGCCGAGUCCAUUACCGAGGGUACCUUGAAACAGUACACCAAGGCUGUUGGUGACUUUGUCAAGGCGGACGAGGAGAUUGCUACCAUCGAGACCGACAAGAUUGACGUCUCUGUCAACGCUCCCCAGUCGGGUAAGAUUGUCGAGCUCCUCGCCGAGGAGGACUCGACCGUCACUGUCGGACAGGACCUCAUCAAGAUUGAGCCCGGAGAGGCCCCCGAGGGCGAGGCUGCCGCUGCCCCCGCCGCCGCCGAGUCUGCUGCCCCCGCUGCCGAGGCCCCCAAGGCUGAGGCCCCCAAGGCCGCUGCCCCCGCCGCUGCUGCCCCCGCCCCCAAGGCUGCUGCCCCGCACCCGCCAAGAAGGAGGCCGCUCCCGCUGCUGCGUCGGGCUCUGGCCCCAGCCGCAAGGAGACCCAACGCCGCUGCCGCGCUCACCACCUUCAACGAGAUUGACAUGUCGUCCAUCAUGGAGUUCCGCAAGCUGUACAAGGACGGUGUCCUGAAGGCCGAGGGCGUCAAGCUCGGCUUCAUGUCGGCGUUCUCGCGCGCGUCGGUGCUUGCCCUCCGUGAGAUUCCCGAGGCCAACGCCUCGAUCGAGGACGACCAGAUCGUCUACCGCGACUACGUCGACCUCUCGGUCGCCGUCUCGACCCCCAAGGGUCUUGUCACCCCCGUGCUCCGCAACGCCGAGUCGAUGGGCCUCGUCGACAUUGAGCGCGAGAUUGCCGCCCUCGGCGCCCGUGCCCGCGACGGCAAGCUCUCGAUCGAGGACAUGUCCGGCGGCACUUUUACCAUCUCCAACGGCGGUGUCUUUGGCUCGCUCUACGGUACCCCCAUUAUCAACCUGCCCCAGGCUGCCGUCCUCGGCAUGCACUCCAUCAAGGAGAAGCCCGUCGUCGUCAACGGCCAGAUUGUCAUCCGCCCCAUCAUGGUCGUCGCCCUCACCUACGACCACCGUCUCCUCGACGGCAGGGAAGCCGUCACCUUCCUCGUCCGCAUCAAGGAGUACCUCGAGGACCCCCGCCGCAUGCUCCUCCCUUCCCCCGUGUAA
Molecule: messenger RNA, 1245 nt
Organism: Apiotrichum porosum
Lineage: Eukaryota; Fungi; Basidiomycota; Tremellomycetes; Trichosporonales; Trichosporonaceae
Gene: KGD2
Product: 2-oxoglutarate dehydrogenase complex E2 component
Exons: 6
Coding region: 1-1245 (414 amino acids)
Biological process (GO): tricarboxylic acid cycle
Cellular component (GO): oxoglutarate dehydrogenase complex
Molecular function (GO): dihydrolipoyllysine-residue succinyltransferase activity
Source: RefSeq, a predicted model, not a curated record